GUUGGAGAUGAAAUCCCCAGUGUAGACCUAUUUGAGGAGACUCCAGCCAAUAAUGUCAACACUCGUGAUCUGUGUGCUGGACGCAAAGUGUUGAUAUUUGCUGUCCCCGGAGCUUUUACACCUGGCUGUUCCAAGACACAUCUACCAGGUUAUAUAUCUAAAGCUGAUGAGAUGAAAGACAAGGGCAUUCAAGAGAUUGCUUGUGUGGCAGUAAAUGAUCCAUUUGUAAUGGCAGCAUGGGGGGAAUACAAGGGUGCUGGAGAUAAGGUUCGCAUGCUGGCUGAUACUAAUGGUGAAUUUACCAAAGCAGUUGGACUUGAUCAAGAUUUGGCUGUUUUAGGGGGCUUAAGGUCAAAACGGUAUUCUAUGAUCGUUGAAGAUGGUAAAGUUGUUCAACUCAAUGUGGAACCUGAUGGAAAAGGUCUCACAUGUUCACUGGCAGAAAACACUUUAGCCAAAUUGUAGAUUACUGUACUCGUGUAAUUACUAUCUCCAUUUUCUGAUAAAUUAAUGUACUUCCAAGAAAAUUGAAAGUACAGUAUAGCAUUAUAGACUUUGAUUAUUCUUAGACCUAUCUUUGAUUAUCUGUAUUGUAGGUUUCUUUUUCAUUCUCCUAUUAAGAGUUCUAUCAGGCAUUAUUGACAUUGAUUAUCUACCAAAUAUUACAUUGGAACAUAAAUAUUUGGUUGUAAUUCUUUAGCCAUAACCAUGUUUCUAUUUCUUUCUUAGUACAUUCACCCUAAUAAUAAUUUGUCUUUAAAAAUUAUUGUUACAGAAAUGCAUUAAUAUAUUUAAUUUGGCAUACACUCGUACUGUCUAUGUAUUUUCUAUAAGACUUCAUAACUUUAGUGGAAGUGUGCAUGUUAUUUCCCAAUCUUUCCUAUUUUGUAAAGUGCAGGGAAUUUUGUUUCAUAUGCUAAUAAAUUAAGAGAAUGUAAGCGGUUAUAUCUUUAUUAAUUUUAUAGUAGUACAGUAUACAUCUGUCUGUGACACUUGCCAACACCAGUAAUUGUUUUAUUAAACUUGAAUUUAAUGUGCAUAAAAGGAAAAAAUAAACUCGCUAAUCUUGCUUUGUUUAUAAUGUGAUUUACUGUAGUACGGUAAUUGAAAAACACAGUAACUACUCAUAUACAGUAUAUUGAAUUAUGAAUAACAGAUUUAUGGAAUUGUUGGCAGAUUAAACUACAUCUUUUAAAAAAGGCAAGAGAUAUAGCUGUUAUAAAAACUCAUUCUCUUUUAGCAUAUAAUGUUAUUAACUUGAAUCAUGUUCAAGAGUUAACCAAAGCUACCAAUUUUGAAACAUUGUAAAUAUUGCUAAGAAAUAUCCUAUCAAUUGCAGGAGAGAGUUUGAUUUGUAUUUUAGAAAUAUUGCUUUUGUAUAUUGAUUUCACUGGAAUGAUGUUAACCAUGUCAAUGCAGAAAGAGAUACUCCUCAUGUUAUAAAUCUUACUGACUAUGGAACAUCUACAUGUUUAAAUCAAUUAUUUUUUUAUUUUGGUACCCAAGGGAUAUUUAUCCUGGAAACUUGCCUUGCUGUGUACAAAAUCAUAUUACAUAAUGCAUAAAACUGGAUAAAGUUCACUUGAUACUAAAAUGUAUUUUUAUGGAAUUCAGGAAAGUGUACUGUAGUAUUAUGUUAAUAAAUACUGAAUUCAGUUA
Molecule: messenger RNA, 1659 nt
Organism: Procambarus clarkii (red swamp crayfish)
Lineage: Eukaryota; Metazoa; Arthropoda; Malacostraca; Decapoda; Cambaridae
Source: RefSeq, a predicted model, not a curated record